UGCGCCAUUUUGAAAUCGUAAUGCUGGGAGAGGCAGAGAGACGAGGGAAAUCUCAAAGUAGAGUGCAAAGUCUGAAAUUCACUAUCGAGGUCUGCAAGUCUUCCUUUUAUUUAGCUGAAGACGGGUUAAUACCGCGAGUAUCGAUUGGACGUGGACUUGUACGGUUCCUUUUGAGUUAAGUAGAAAACACUUGAGAGGUUUAUUCUGCUCGGACAGACCCGACCGAGCCGACCCGGGUCAGCACUCCUCUGCCUGUAGGGCCCGAGCCCGCUACAGAGACUCUCUGCUUGAGUCUCUCACCAUGGCAGGGGCCGGUGGUGGGAACAGUGAUGUGCAGUGGUGCUUUUCCCAAGUCAAAGGAGCAAUAGAUGACGAAGUCGCUGAAGCUGACAUCAUAUCCACUGUUGAAUUCAACCACUCUGGGGAGCUGCUUGCCACUGGGGACAAGGGGGGUCGUGUUGUCAUCUUUCAGCAGGAACCAGAGAGUAAGAAUCAGCCACAGUGUCGAGGAGAGUACAAUGUUUACAGCACCUUCCAGAGCCACGAGCCGGAGUUCGACUACCUGAAAAGCCUCGAGAUCGAGGAGAAGAUCAACAAGAUUCGAUGGCUGCCUCAGCAGAACGCAGCACAGUUUCUUUUGUCUACCAAUGACAAAACCAUAAAGCUGUGGAAAAUUAGUGAGCGUGACAAGAGACCAGAGGGCUACAAUUUGAAGGAAGAAGAUGGAAGAUACAGAGAUUUCCACACGGUCAACACACUGCGGGUUCCAGUAUUCAUGCCAAUGGAUUUGAUGGUGGAAGCCAGCCCAAGAAGAGUCUUUUCAAAUGCUCACACAUACCAUAUCAACUCCAUCUCAGUCAACAGCGACUGUGAGACCUACCUGUCUGCAGAUGACCUGCGCGUUAACCUCUGGAACCUGGAGAUCAAUGACCGCAGCUUUAAUAUUGUUGAUAUUAAGCCAGCCAACAUGGAGGAGUUGACUGAGGUGAUCACAGCAGCAGAGUUCCACCCAAACCAAUGCAACACUUUUGUCUACAGUAGCAGUAAAGGCACCAUCCGCCUGUGUGACAUGAGGGCAGCUGCACUGUGUGACCAGCACUCCAAAUUGUUUGAAGAGCCAGAGGAUCCAAACAAUCGUUCAUUCUUCUCUGAAAUCAUCUCAUCGAUCUCUGAUGUGAAGUUCAGCCACAGUGGACGUUACCUGAUGACCCGCGACUACCUGUCCGUCAAAAUCUGGGAUCUCAACAUGGAAACCCGGCCAGUAGAGACAUAUCAGGUGCAUGAAUAUCUCAGGAGUAAGUUGUGUUCACUUUAUGAGAAUGACUGCAUCUUUGACAAGUUCGAGUGCUGUUGGAACGGGAACGACAGCGUUGUGAUGACGGGAUCCUACAACAACUUCUUCAGGAUGUUUGACCGAGGCUAUCGGCAGGACGUAACUCUAGAGGCGUCACGGGAGAACGGCAAGCCUCGAUCGGUCCUGAAACCUCGCAAAGUAAGCACAGGUGGGAAGCGCAAAAAGGAUGAGAUCAGUGUAGACAGUCUGGACUUUAACAAGAAGAUCCUGCACACUGCCUGGCAUCCUCUGGACAACAUCAUUGCGGUCGCCACCACCAACAAUCUGUACAUAUUUGAGGAGAAACUAAACUAGCUUUUGUUAAACGGCUCAGAUCCCAGUUUCUGUCAGGCUCAAUGCUCUUCUUCCUACAUUCAAACAAUAUCUUUCCAUCUGUGGCUAAAUCCCAAGUUUUAAAAUGAUCUACACUUGGUGAUUUUAGAGAGAUUUAGUCCAUCAACAACAAACAGUGGCAUUAACACUGUUAGUCCAAGAAGGUUUCGCAAGCACAAUUUCCAUGUCUAUUAAAAAAAAAAGCAGUCAGAGUUUGUAGUACUGAGACCAGAACUUUGGAUUUAUUAUCUUUAAUUUUUUCCAGCAGGAACUCUCCAUUCAGCAGGCUAAUGUUUUUGCUACUCCACUACAUCCCAAACCAAAGGGAAAAUGUUUCUUUCUUUAUUCUUUUGUGCCAUUCAGAAAUGAUAUAUUUGUAUGCAAUAGCUACCAAUUGUUUCAAGUUUUAGUAGCUACCAUGCUAGAUUCGUUUGAAUAGGAAAUUCUGUCUACCUUUAUUUGCUUUGUCACCAAGCUCCUUCUUAUUGGCCUGAAACACAGCUAAUGCAAGAUAUCAACACUCCAUAUUUGCCCCAAGUAUUUGUGAAGUUGCCAAGUUCACUCACCACUACUUUCACAUGUCACGGUAUGUAUGUGCAGUUAAAGGGACACUUCACCCGUUAAAACAUGAAUCUGUAUUGAAAUGGGGUCAUAUACAGGUGCAAAUCAAUAAAUUAGAAUAUCCUGGAAAAUUCUAUUUAUUUCAGUAAUUCAAUUUAAAAAGUGAAAUGUAUAUGUGUUGUGGUUUAAUUACACACAAAGUGAAAUACUUCAAGCCUUUGUUUUAAUCUUGAUGAUUGUGGUUUACAGCUCAUGAAAACCCAAAAAUCAGUAUCUUAGAAAAUUAGAAUAUUACCUAAGACCAGUAAAAAAAACCAAAAAAAACAAAACAAUUUAACACAGAAAUGUCAGCCUUAUGAAAAUUAUGUUCUUGUAUAUGCACUCAGUACUCUGUUACAGCCCCUUUUGAAUUAAUCACUGCAUCAAUGCGGCAUGGCAUGGAGUCGAUCAGCCUGUGACACUACUCUCAUCUUCCUCUUGACAAUACCCCAUACAUUUUCUAUGGGGUGCAGGUCGGGCGAGUUUGCUGGCCAAUCAAGCACAGUAAUCCCAUGGUCAUUAAACCAGGUAUUGGUACUUUUGGCAGUGUGGGCAGGUGCCAAGUCAGGCUGGAAAAUUAAAUCUGUAUCUCCAUAUAGCUUGUAAGCAGAAGGAAGCGUUUUCAUCUGAAAAGAGAACGUCAGAACACUGAGCGACAGACCAGUUCUUUUUCUCCUUAGCCCAGGUAAGACGUUGGCUCUGGUUCAGGAGUGGCUUGACACGAGGAAUGCAACAGUUGUAGCUCAUGUCCUGGAUACGUUUGUGCGUUGGUGGCUCUUGAUGCACUGACUCCUGCCUCAGUCCACUCCUUGUGAAGCUCCCCCAAAUUUUUUAAUGGCCUUUGCUUGACAAUCCUUUCAAGUUUGCAAUUAUCCCUGUUGCUUGAGUCUUACCCUCCUUGAGGAGGGCAUCAAUGACCGUCUUCUGCAAAACUGUCAAAUCAGCAGUCUUCCCCAUGAUAGUGAAUCCUACUGAACUGGACUGAGAGACCAUUUAAAGGCUCAGGAAACCUUCACAGGUGUUUUGAGUUAAUUAGCUGAUUAGAGUGUGACACCUUGAGUCUACAAUAUUGAACUUUUCGCAAUAUACUACUUUUCUGAGAUACUAAUUUUUGGGUUUUCAUGAGCUGUAAGCCACAAUCAUCAAGAUUAAAACAAAUAAAGGCUUGAAAUAGUUGACUUUGUCUGUAAUUAAUCCACAAUAUAUAUACAUUUCACCUUUCACAAUUACUGAAAUAAAUGAACUUGUCCAUGAUAUUCUAAUUUAUUGAGAUGCACCUGUAUUUAGUAGAAAUGUGAAAUAAAUUUUGAGGUUGGUGCCCUCUUGACUGAGAAAA
Labrus bergylta (ballan wrasse) is the source of this 3602-nucleotide messenger RNA. It is a transcript of the gene ppp2r2aa, whose product is annotated as protein phosphatase 2, regulatory subunit B, alpha a. Gene Ontology annotation, cellular component: protein phosphatase type 2A complex; cytosol. The record is from RefSeq and is a predicted model, not a curated record. Gene Ontology annotation, molecular function: protein binding; protein phosphatase regulator activity. NCBI's taxonomy places the organism in Eukaryota, Metazoa, Chordata, Actinopteri, Labriformes, Labridae.